This is a messenger RNA of Cydia pomonella (codling moth), 2264 nucleotides long. RefSeq names its product pneumococcal serine-rich repeat protein-like. Lineage: Eukaryota; Metazoa; Arthropoda; Insecta; Lepidoptera; Tortricidae. The transcript has 2 exons. The record is from RefSeq and is a predicted model, not a curated record. The coding region runs from base 300 to 1871 and encodes 523 amino acids.
GUGUCCAUAGGAUUGACAACUGUGGUUUUAAAAUCUAUAUAUGUAGAUAUGACCCAAACGUGGUAAAUGAUAAUGAAAAAAUCGUUCUCGGAAUUAUAAUAAUUAUUGUAUUGUGUAUAGUACCAAAUUAUUAUGUACAACAGUUUCUUAACUAGAGUUCAACGCACUAAACGGAAACAACACCGCCAAAAGCCAUCCUAUCAAUAAAAUUUAAAAAUCGCGCUCGAAACAUCAUUCAUCUACCGUAAGUUUUACAACCAUUUCUAGAUCGCUAGAGAAGGGGCGCGCGGUAUUUAAGCAUGGAGAAAUGCUCUCACCGCAUCCACUCACCUGAGUCCUUCCGACAACACAUCAUGGCAGCCAAGCUGAUCGUUGUGGCGACCGCCCUCGCCCUGUGCCAGGCUACCCCGGCCCUAUACAACGGUUUUUAUUUCCGUGAUGGGCGGAACUUCGCCAUGGGCAAGGCGUACAGCAACAACUUCGGCAGCCAGGCUUCUGGAGAAGCCGCGGUGAGCGAUGGCUCCGCGCAGGCCUACGGCAGCGUCUCCGGCGACCACUUCGCCCGCGCCGACCUCAUCUACCCGGCCCAGGCCAGCGCCCAGGCCGAGCUUUAUGACGCCCCCGCCAUCCCCGUCUAUGGAUCCGCUAAAGCUGUAGCGGAAGCUCAGAACGGCGAAGCCAUUUUGUACGCUCCCGCUCCCGCUACCAUCGUCUCUUAUGAGCAGAACUUUGCACCCGCUGAGAUUAGUUACGAAGUCCCGGCUGCUCAGUCCGCACAGUCCACUGCUUCGAUAAACGGCGGUAGCGACUCUUCCAUCGCUUCGGCUUUAUCCAAUGGUGCUGGAUCCGCCAUUUCGUCUGCCCGCACCCAAGGAAUCGGGAGCUACAGCACUUCUAGCAACGCCAACACCUACGGCUCCGGCUUUGGAUCGGCUUCCUCGAACGCCAACUCAGGUGUCGGCUCGGCAAUCACUGCCGCGAGGACUCAAGGCUUGAGCAACGGAUACAGCUCUGCCACUUCCCAGGCUGAUGGCGGUCUGGCGAACCGUGCCACUGCUGACGCCAAAUCUAACGGAGGGUACGGAUCUGCCUCUUCUACUGCCGAUAACGCUCAAGGCUCCGGUAUCAGCUCGGCUAAGACUCAAGGCUACACCGGCUCAGCUGCCUCCGACGCAUCCGUGAACACCGGAUACGACAGCGUGAUCUCCGCCGCUAAAGUCGCACCUGAGCCUCAGAAGAGGAUCCACUGGCGCUUCGGAACCCUCUACGGCACUCCUUCUCACAUCAACACUCGCGCUCAGGCUAACGCUAACGGCUUCAACGCUGCCAAAUCCACCGCUGACGUGCAUCAGGCUGGCUCCGCGCACUCCGCCGCCAACACUUACGGCUCGGACGGCUCCGCCAACGCCAAUGCCAACGUGAACGGAGGCUACGGCUCCACCAACUCCGAGGCCAACACCCACGGCUCCGGUUUCGCCAAGAGCGCCGCCAACACUCAAGGAUCUAGCUAUGGCUCCGCUCAGUCUCAGGCCAACACUCACGGUUUUGGCGCGGUCAAGUCAUCUGCCAACACCGGUUACGGCUCUGCCAACGCUAACGCUGACGUCAACGGAGCAGCUGGUUUCGCGAAGUCCGCAGCCAACAACGGUUUGGGUUACAGAUCAGCUGUGUCUUCAGCCAACAGCAAUGGUUUCGGAUCGGCGCGCUCGGACGCCAAUGUAGCGGGCUCCGCCUUCAGCGCCAGCAACGCCGCGCGCCUCGCCGCCUCGUCCGCGCGGGCGCAAGCCGUGGACGCUGUCUACAAGGUUGCCGAGUCCGCCGCCAACACGCACGGGUUCGGCUCGGCGCACGCAAACGCUAGAAUUAACUAAAUCAAUCAGUGAAAUAACAAGCAAGUACAGCAAGAUGACAAAGGACUUAUCUUGAUGUAUUGCCUCGAAAUACUUAAUUUAGUUAAAUUAUUUAUUUGUUAGCUAUAAGGAUGGCUGCGGUGGUGAAAUAAAAGACUUUCAUUUACUUCUGUUCUUGAUUCAAAAAUAUUUCCUACUGCAAAAUCACAAUACUUAAAUAAACCAAUUUCAAGCACAGCCGAAAUAAUAGAAGAAGUAAAAAAUAAUAGGAACAGCAGAUAAAAAAUAAUAUGAACAGGCAUUAUCUAAUAGAAAGACAGAAAAAAAAGACAGGUGGUCCCUAAUAUACUUCUAGCAAAGUGCAAUUUUUCUUUGAAAGAACUUAACGCGCUUUUCGUAUGGUUUGAGUAAUGU